GAUUUACAGGGUGCAUCUUAGAAUCUAAAGACAGCAGAAUUUAAUAGCCAUUGAAAAUUGCAAUGCCUGCCGCUCGUACAGGGAGUCGCGUUUCGGCGAAAUCCCAAAAGGUGAAGGGGGAUUCGAAAUCUCUAAAGAGGAAACGAGAUCAAGAAGAUCUUCAAAAACUACAAAAUGAUGUAGACGAAUUCGACCCCAAACCCGAAAACACAUCCAAAUUCUCGACCCUGCCCAUAUCGAAACCGACUGCCUCCGGAUUAGAGGCCUCACACUUCCAAAACCUGACCGAUGUCCAAGCGCGAGCCAUCCCCCUCGGUCUGAAAGGCCGCGAUAUCCUCGGCGCCGCAAAAACUGGUUCUGGAAAAACCCUCGCUUUCCUUGUUCCCGUUCUCGAGAAACUGUACCGUGCGCAAUGGACAGAAUACGAUGGGUUAGGUGCCUUGAUAAUCUCACCGACGCGCGAACUCGCCGUGCAGAUUUUCGAAGUGUUGCGCAAGAUCGGGAGAUACCAUACCUUUUCCGCUGGUCUGGUAAUCGGAGGCAAGAGUCUACGCGAGGAAGCAGAACGGUUGGGUCGGAUGAAUAUUCUAGUAUGCACACCAGGUCGCAUGCUCCAACACCUCGAUCAGACCGCCGGAUUCGACGUCGACAAUUUACAAAUCCUAGUGCUAGACGAGGCGGAUCGGAUAAUGGACAUGGGAUUUCAAUCAGCCGUGGAUGGGCUUGUAGAACAUUUACCUAAAUCGCGACAGACUAUGUUGUUCAGUGCUACCCAAAGCAAGAAGGUUUCCGACUUAGCUAGAUUGAGCUUGAAGGAACCCGAAUAUGUAGCCGUUCACGAAGCUGCUGCCGCGGCGACACCGACGACGUUAACACAGCAUUACCUGGUUACACCUUUGGCGGACAAAAUGGAAACUCUAUACGGAUUCAUCAAGGCUAAUCUCAAGAGCAAAAUGAUCGUAUUUUUAUCAUCGGGAAAGCAGGUUCGCUUCGUGUACGAGAGCUUUCGCCAUUUACAACCCGGUAUUCCGCUAUUACAUCUACACGGCAGACAAAAGCAAGUGGCUCGAUUGGAAAUUACUUCAAGAUUCUCUGCGGCUAAAAAUUCGUGUCUAUUUGCGACGGAUGUAGUGGCGCGUGGUGUAGACUUUCCUGCUGUUGACUGGGUGGUGCAAAUGGAUUGCCCUGAGGAUACCGAUACAUACAUCCACCGAGUUGGGCGAACGGCGCGUUACGAAAGAAACGGAAAAGCAGUAUUAUUUCUAGAUCCGAGUGAGGAGCAAGGCAUGCUCAAGCGACUUGAACAACGCAAAGUGCCGAUAUAUAAGGUCAAUGUGCGAGAAAAGAAGAAAUUGAGUAUCCAGAAUUCAAUCCAGGAUAUGUGCUUCAAAAAUCCGGACCUGAAAUAUCUCGGCCAAAAAGCUUUCGUCAGUUAUACACGAUCUAUUCACUUACAAAAGGACAAGGAGAUUUUUAAUUUGAAAAAGUUGGAUCUGGAUGCAUAUGCCGCUAGCUUGGGUCUACCAGGAACGCCGCAAAUCAAAUUCCAGAAGGGUGAAGAUAUCAAGAAAUUGAAGAAUGCGCCUCGCGCGGGGCUGUCCAGCGACUCCGAGUCCGAGUUUGAGGAAGACAAGAAAAAACGAAAGAAGGGCGAGGUCCGAACAAAAUACGAUCGCAUGUUUGAACGAACAAACCAAGACGUUUUAACCAGCCAUUAUAAUAAAUUGAUCGGUGAUGAGGGACAGGCUGCGAACGAUGACGACGAUGACGACCAAGACUUCCUCUCAGUGAAGCGCGUCCUUCGUGGCGAUGAUCUGGAUGGUGAGACAAGCGACGGCCCAGCUCCCGGGACUAAGAUUAUUGAAGGGCUUGGUGGCGAAGAACCAUUUGUCGUGGAUUCUAAACGAAGGGAAAAGAUGCUCAAAUCCAAGAAGAAAAUGCUCAAAUUUAAGGGCAAGGGAGAUAAGGUGGUGUUUGACGAUGAAGGGGUGGCGCAUCAUCCCUACAAAAUACAGGGCGAGGAAGAUUUCAUCCAGGACGGCUCUGCGGAGGCUCAACGACAGAAAUUCGUUGAAAGCGAAGCAGUCAAGGUCAAGGAGGCCGAUAUCGAUGACAAACAACUCGCCAAGGAUAAGCGUCGGGAGAAGAAAGAGAAGCGGAAAGCCCGAGAAGCGAUGGGAAGUGAAGAUGCUAUGGAUGGUAUGCCCAGACUCUCAGGAGCCGAUGACGGGGAAGAUCCGCUUGCUCUCCUAGCAUCGUUGCCAAUGCCAGGUGAAGACAGUGGUAGCGAAGCAGAAGAAGAGAGGCGUCCAAAGAAGAAAGCGAAGAAAUGGUUCCAAGAUGAUUCAGAUGACGAAAGACAGAAGGUUAAGAGUAAGAAGGGCAAAGGAAAAGUUAUCGAGGUUGCUGAAGCACCAAAUACCCUAGAAGAUUACGAGGCAUUGGCAGCUGGCCUACUCGAGGAUUGAUCCAUUCCGGCUUCUUUUCAUUGUAUACCAUAGAAUCUUGGAGUUAUUCAAUGAUACCAUCCGUAUGAGAAUUGAGAAUUCACCAGAAGUGGACCAACAACAAUAACUAUAUCUAACACAUGUGUACCUG
This is a messenger RNA of Hypoxylon trugodes, 2598 nucleotides long. Its product is annotated as DEAD-domain-containing protein. Lineage: Eukaryota; Fungi; Ascomycota; Sordariomycetes; Xylariales; Hypoxylaceae. The transcript has 2 exons. Gene Ontology annotation, cellular component: nucleus. Gene Ontology annotation, biological process: rRNA processing. The coding region runs from base 63 to 2468 and encodes 801 amino acids. Gene Ontology annotation, molecular function: nucleic acid binding; ATP binding. The record is from RefSeq and is a predicted model, not a curated record.